AUGUCGUCUGGAAUAAGUUGUAUAGACAAGCUGACUAGGAGAGGAGACUAUAUCCUCUGGAAACAGAAGAUCUUAGCUCAUUUUGAGUCUCUAGAUCUGCUAGAAGCCAUCAAAGAGGAGGAAGUUAAAGAGAGAAGUUCUGAAAUCACAAAAGUAACAGAGAAACGGGGAGAAAAAUCUGAAAAGUUUCAUAUCUUGGAAGAGAAAAGAGAAAAGGCAAGGUCUUUCAUCAUACUAAGUGUCGAAGAUCAUAUCUUGCGAAAGAUUGUGAAAGAAACGACAGCCUCAGGUAUGAUAAAGACUCUUGAUCAGCUUUACAUGUCUAGGCCAUUAUCAGAUCGUAUAUAUCUCAAGAGGAAGCUGUAUGAGUUCAGCAUGAAUGAAGACAUUUCUAUUGAAGAGAAUAUAAACGAGUUUCUGAAGUUAGCUUCAGAUAUAGACAAAGAGAAUGCUGAUGUAUCAGAUGAGACAAAAGCAAUAUUGCUACUCAAGUCUCUUCCUAGCCGGUUUGAUAAACUCCGAGAUUCCAUGAUAUAUUGCGAGUAUCCCUUAACCUUAGGGAGAGUUAUGAAUGCAAUACACACGAAAGAGGUGGAGCUGAGUCGGACAGUGAAACAAGACGAGAAAAGUGAGGCGAUGGUGUCCAAAACAGAGAGAGUAAGACCAGAUUGCAGUGGAAAACAAGAAAAGGGAAAAGAAAAGGCUGAAUCUGUGUCUGGAAGAAGCAAAUGUCCAUGUUGGAAAUGUGGAGAACGAGGACAUGUCAAGAAAGAGUGUUUCAAAGGGAGUGAGAGCAACCAGAUGCGAGAAAAGUUUGGUGUUGAAAGAAGUGAAGCAACAACGGCCAAGUGGAGUAAACAAGAUGAGUCUGCUUCAUUGGUCUCAGAUUUUGAUACUCUCACGACAAAACAAUGCUCUGACAUGUGGAUUUGUGACACAGGAUGUACCUCUCAUAUGACCCCAAGAAAAGAGUGGUUUGUAGACUUGAAGAUGUUAGAACCUGGAAGUGUGAAGAUGGCAAAUAACACUUCGUCACAGGUUAAAGGGAUUGGAAGUGUGAGAAUUCAGAAUGAAGAUGGAACAACAGUAUUGUUGACUAAUGUCAAGUAUGUUCCAGAGAUGACAAGGAAUCUCAUAUCUUUAGGGACACUUGAGAACAAGGGAUGCUGGUUUAAAUCCAAGAAUGGGAUUUUAAAGGUUAUUAAGGGAUGUCUUACACUGUUAAAGGCUCAAAGGAGUGAGUGUCUCUAUAUCCUUAAAGGAAGUGUAGUUGCAGUUGGACCAAAAACUGCAGAAAUACUUCAAGAUGAGACAAAGAUGUGGCAUAGAAACGUUGCUCACAUAAGUCAAGAAGGUCUCGAGGUUAUGGAUAAGAACAGAGGAAAGAGCAGUGAAAAAGAGGCUGGUGGAGACUGUGUACAGGAAGAAACAAAAGGAAUGAGGUGUGUUUCGGAAAAACCUGUAACUAAAGGGAAGAUUGAGAACAUGCACUCAGAGUUGUUGUGUUCUACUCUUACUCCAAGAUCAUUAAGGAAUUGGCACUUCCUUAUCACAGCGGAGUGGAAGAGGAUGGUGGAAACACCAUUGGAAAGGACAGUUGGGAAAGUGAUAACAAGAAAAGGAUUCAAGCAGUGUGACAUAAAGCUUGAUAGUCUCUGCAGACUAGAAGAAGUUGCAAGUAUAAAUUUAAGCAAAAAAUUAUUGCAUCAAAGAGACUCUACAGAAGAAGAAAACAUAUUGAUCAUGGAGAAAGAGAGAUCCUUGCUAAGUGAGAAUGGGUUGUUAGAAGAAAUCUGGGCAGAAACUACUACAAGAACAUUUCUCUUGAUUGCAAGAUCUUCAUCAUCAUCAGUGUUCAGUCCGAAUAUUCCUACAGAAAAUUGGAUAGGAUCAAUAUCAAGUCACGAGAAGUUUAGGAGUUUUGGAUGCGUCAUCAACGCACACUCAGACCAAGAUGGAAAUUUCUCAAGAGUCGAGAAAUGGAGUUUGCUUGUUUACUCUCAAACGGUAACAAGUUGCAGGGUCUGGUUAUUGGAGCUAGAAAGGUGUGUAACAAGCAGAGAUAUUAUGCAUCAAGAACCCAAGAUGCAUAAAAAUGACUUGAUAGCGUUGCACACAAUUAGGCUGUCAGAUGAAUCUCAGAGAAUCACCCAUCAGUCUCCUAUUUAUGCAAAUUGGAAUCUAUUAUCAGUUCAAGGUGGAGCUGUUGGAGUUGUUUCAAGAAAAGGAACUCUCUUGGAAGGAGAAUCAGACUUUCUGAAAAUUAUAUCACAAGAAGGUGAUUGUCAAUCAAAAAGAGAUCAAAUUAGAAGAGAUAUCAAGCCAAACAAGUGUUAUUGGGAAUUAAAUGCGCUUAUACUAGCUAGUGCCAAGAUCACAUAUGAAGACGGAGUAGUACUAGUAAGUCUUCAAGAAGAAAAUGAUGUCAAAGAGAGGUAUAAAUGCUGGCAGUUUGGGGAAGAAAAAUCAGAUAUCUCUAAGGGUGAAAUGCCAAGUUUUGAUUCCGGGUUAUUGACAAAACACUACACACAUAGAAACUGGACUGAAAGUUGUGGAGUAUGCAGAAGAAUUCAAGUCAUGCCAGCAGAACAGUCGAAGCUUCAAAGUAGAAGAAGAAACCAGUGUGUUUCAAAGGUGAAGAGUAAGAACAGACAAGAGAGGUUUUUACACGCAGAAAAGUGCAUCUCUAGCAUGUUAGUGAUGCACGGUAAUGAUGAGUCAUGCCUUGAGAUGGAUCACGUUCAUGUAGAAAGCACAUAUCUACACUUGACUCAGGAUGAGUUCAUACUCAUGGAUCAGCCUGCAUAUAAAGAACAGGUUAUCACAGAAAAAGAAAGAGGCUGCACCAGUAAUGAUAUAGUCGAUAUAUCAAGUAGGAAUUCUGAAUUCAAGCUCCUAAAGGAUCUAAUAAGCAGUAAAGCUGAGUUGGGAAACUUAGAUGAAGAAGAGGAGGCAAAUAUUCAGUGGUCAGCAGUCAACAGAGAUAAGUUUAGAGCAGCAAGCAAGUUGCUUCUAAGGAACUGUCUAAGAAUGAUACUUGAAAUGUUCAACUUGGGUAAAUCCAAGAGUGUUAUUACACUAAGAGAAUACCAUUUCAAGAUUAAAGCUGCAGCAACAAAGGAAUUGACAUCUCAGAGAAACUACAUGAAGCGUGUCGCAGUUUUAAAUGCUGCAAAGAACAUCAUGAAUAACAUGAUAAGAUUCAGACCUGCAAAAUCGUGUCUUGCAGGUGUUUUAAGAAGCUUCAUGGGGAGUCAACAGGAAGAAUCUGAGCGUGCAGUGAUGUGGACACAAAGAAAUUGCAGAAAAAACCUGCAAAUCUGUUUAAACAGCAAAGAGGAAAACAGUCCUAAGGUGAGAAGUGACUGUAAAUCUGUUUAUGAAAUUGGUCAAGACAAAGAUAGGAUGGUUCUUCUGGUUGAAUUCGCAGCAGGUGACAUUAAAAGUCAGUGGAGAACAGAGGUUCAAGGUGCUGGUUUCAGUUUUGCAGAGGAAAUAGAAGUAGUAAGCAGGUUGGGAAGGUUGUUUACAGAAAGUGAGAGUCAACAUGAAAAUGUUGAAGUAUACUGUGACAAAAAGAGCAAAAACUGGUUGCUUAAGGUCACAAGUGCAAAGAAUAUUGUAAGCAGUAUGCAGUUCAUAAGGAGAAGGAUUGGAGAAGUGGUAAUCAAGACUGUAAAGAGAGUAAGUGCUUAUGUUCAAGCCAAAGUCUUUACUAAGGAAUUACCGGAGAAAAAGCUUCAAGCAUAUAUGAAGCUUCUCAAAGUAUCACAAGCCUGA
This is a messenger RNA of Capsella rubella, 3780 nucleotides long. RefSeq names its product retrovirus-related Pol polyprotein from transposon TNT 1-94. Gene Ontology annotation, molecular function: zinc ion binding; nucleic acid binding. The record is from RefSeq and is a predicted model, not a curated record. The coding region runs from base 1 to 3780 and encodes 1259 amino acids. The transcript has a single exon. Lineage: Eukaryota; Viridiplantae; Streptophyta; Magnoliopsida; Brassicales; Brassicaceae.